Salvia hispanica is the source of this 1534-nucleotide messenger RNA. RefSeq names its product mediator of RNA polymerase II transcription subunit. Gene Ontology annotation, cellular component: mediator complex. Gene Ontology annotation, biological process: regulation of transcription by RNA polymerase II. Gene Ontology annotation, molecular function: transcription coactivator activity. The record is from RefSeq and is a predicted model, not a curated record. NCBI's taxonomy places the organism in Eukaryota, Viridiplantae, Streptophyta, Magnoliopsida, Lamiales, Lamiaceae.
UUCUAAUAAGUUUAAAAUGUGGCAAUAAAAUGCAGCCCAAACCCUUGAUUUGAUUAGCAGCGAUCUUUGACGGGAUCAAUUUCCUCAUCGGAGAAGUAGGAAUCAAUUUCAAUUUCAAAACCCCAAAAUUCGAACAAAAUGCAGCAGCCAGCUGCUCCACCACCAGCUCAGCAGCCGGCGGGAAAUGCCCCGCCCAAGCAAGUGGCGCAAGCGCUGGAGCAGCUCGGCCAAGCUGGACGGCUUAUUGCCGAUGUGCGGCUCGGGGCGGACCGGUUGCUGGAAGCCUUAUUCUUCGUGGCCGAGAAGCCUCAUCACCAAUAUUCUGCCAAGUGUUUGAACUUAAUCCUCAAAGAAGAAUCCCUAAUGCGCCAAUACCUCGUCAAUCUCCGCGCGAUUGGAAGACAGCUGGAGGAAUCUGGUGUAUUAAAUGACUCUCUCCGUUCACGUAGUAAUUCUUGGGGUCUCCACAUGCCUCUGGUCUGUCCAGAUGGAGCUGUUGUUGCCUACGCAUGGAAGCGGCAACUUGCUGGCCAGGCUGGUGCAUCUGCUGUUGAUCGAACCAGGCUGGCACUUAAGGCGUUCACAGAUCAAAAGAGGCAAUUUUUCCCGCACCUUGCCGACGAUUCUGUUUUAGAACCAGCAACAAAGAAGCACUGCAGUCCUCUGCCGAUAUCUUAUGAAGAGAUUGGUGAUCUAAAAACAGUGAGUGAUAUGCUGUCUCAUCUGGAGAAAGAAGUUCCAAAUCUGCAAGCAUGUACUUACCAGCGGAUGGAGUGGUUAAAGAGAGCAUCGUCAUUGCCCUCUUCGGCAAAUGAGAGCCCAACUGAGUCAACAAAAGAUCUUAGCUUCCCAAGCACAAGCAAAUGGAGAGAACGUCCAGAAAUGCAUGCUGCAGAUAAAGCUGCUGUGAUCGAGUUACUUCUCCCCUCAGUUUUCAGAGCAGUAGUAUCAUUACACACAGCAGGAUCUGUGGAUCCUGAUGCAGUAGCUUUCUUUUCACCUGAUGAGGGUGGCAGCCAUUUGCAUGCACGAGGUUUUUCAACUCAUCAUGUAUUUAGACACGUCUCGGAACAUGCUUCUAUGGCUCUGCAGUUUUUUAUCUCUGCCCAUCCAAAAAUGGCCUUGCAGCUUUUGCUGCACUGGGUUUGCAGUUAUCAAACACUGUUUGUGAAGGUGUGCAGCAAGUGUGGGAAGCUACUCGCAAUGGACAAACAAUCAGGGUUGGUAUUGCCUCCCGUGAAGCGCCCUUACUGCUUCACUUCUGGUCCAAGUACGUCUAAGAACUCGACUACUGAAAAAUGCAACCUCAGUCUCAUCCAGGCUUUUCACAUAGGCUGCUUUUCAGAGGAUGCAUAGUUGCGUCUCUGUCUCUAUCUCUCUCUCAUGUUGUAGAUUGUAGAAUCAGGUUGCUUUUCACAUAGGUGUAACUUUUACAUUGUGCUCCUUUUAUGUGGGAAUUGGGAUAUAUUGGAGUGAGGAUAAUUGUCAAACACGCAAUCUUUACAUUGUAUAUUAACUCAAUUGUUGCUUUUUA